CUUGGAAAAAAACACUGAUUUGGUAGGAGCAAUUUUUAUCAUAUUACUGUAAAACCAAUGGCUUCAAACAAGUGGUGGGAUAGCAAAACCCUUGCUGUAGUGACUGGAGCAAAUAAGGGCAUUGGUUUUGAAGUUGUCCGCCAACUGGCAGAAAAUGGUUUCAGUGUUGUGCUCACUGCAAGAGACGUCGAUAGAGGAUUGAUGGCCACAAAAACUCUUCAGGAACAGGGUGUUAGUAAUGUGGUAUUCCAUCAACUGGAUAUCCAGAGUCCUCAUAGUGUUUUAGAGCUUGCAAAGUGGUUGAAGGACAACUAUGGCGGCCUGGACAUCCUGGUCAACAACGCUGCUGUACUUGGCAUAGUAUCAAUCAAUAAAAUGGAAUAUGAUCCCUCCAAUCUAUAUAAUUUAACUUCUAAUCCAAGUCUCAACAAAUUAUCUGUGACAAAUUAUGAAAUGUCAAAAACUUGCUUUGAAACUAACUAUUAUGGAACAAAAAGUCUUGUAGAAGCAUUGUUGUCGAUGUUUAGAUCAUCUUUUGCAGGAUCUUGCAUUGUGAAUGUUUCAUCAGAGUCUGGAUUAUUACAGUGGCUCAAUAAUGAUUCUCUACGAUUGGAACUUUCUGAUGAUUCAAAAAUAAUAGAGGAAUUAAUUGAUAAGAUGCUUCAAAGCUUUUUAGAAGAUAUUAAAGGUGGUGACAUAAUAGAAAAAAGUUGGCCAUAUUUUUUUCCUCAAUAUUCCCUCUCAAAGUUGGCUUUGAAUUCCUACACUCGUUUGCUUGCAAGGAAGUUCUCAACCAAUAAAGAUGGAAAAAUGAUUUCAAUCAAUAAUGUGCAUCCAGGAUUAGUUCAAACAAAUAUAUCAAAUAAUAAUGGAGAUUUAACAGCUUCACAAGGAGUAGACAAUGUUGUAAAAGUAGUCAUGUUUCCACCCAAUGGACCUUCUGGUCAGUUUUACCACAUGAAGAAAAUCCAUCACUUUUAACGGACUUUGGAGAAGUCUAAAUUUAUUUCAUUGUCAGUAGAGUGA
This is a messenger RNA of Cryptomeria japonica (Japanese cedar), 1026 nucleotides long. Its product is annotated as salutaridine reductase. Gene Ontology annotation, cellular component: membrane. NCBI's taxonomy places the organism in Eukaryota, Viridiplantae, Streptophyta, Pinopsida, Cupressales, Cupressaceae. The coding region runs from base 58 to 981 and encodes 307 amino acids. The transcript has 6 exons. The record is from RefSeq and is a predicted model, not a curated record.